AUGGCUUCCCCAGACUCACCUGCUGCACAGCCUCGUCCUGGAACCGAAGACGAGCAGGUCCGCCAGAGGAGGACGAUUUCCAAGCCCUGGAACAUUCUGGGAAUCUCUAAGACGAGCUGGACACGCACCCGUACGCCCUGGGGAAAGGAUGGCAUGUCCAAGAAAAAGUGGUUGAGAAAACAGGGAGUUUCUGCAUACCAUUACGAAAAGCUCGCUCGUGCUGGGGUUAUGAGGCUCCAGACGGUACAGGAGGCUGCCGACGAGGCUGCUUUUGCUGAUACCGGCGCUCCCGCCUCAAAGGACCAGGAGCUGGGCGGGAGGCGUACCCGCUCUGAGGCCCGCAUGGUGGAGGAGGACGAGGAGGAAGACGAAGACGAAGACGAUGGUAACAGCGCGAGGAGCUCCUCUGACGGCACUGGUGCACCUUGCCCCGACUCCGACUCCGACUCCGAUUUUGUUCCCUAGAGUGCAAAUAGGGGUGCCGGGGAGAGGUACGGAUCACCAUCCUCCCUCGGACUGGGGCCCUGUCCCCGCGCAUAAGCCCAGCAGCGAGGGCGUCAAAUCACCAAUGCUCUUUCUCGAGAGCCGUGAUAUAAUGAUGACACCGGAAGACCCUUCAUCCUGAAAAGAAGGAGUUGUU
Diaporthe batatas is the source of this 640-nucleotide messenger RNA. RefSeq lists its product as uncharacterized. Bases 1 to 465 code for a protein of 154 amino acids. The record is from RefSeq and is a predicted model, not a curated record. The transcript is spliced from 2 exons. NCBI's taxonomy places the organism in Eukaryota, Fungi, Ascomycota, Sordariomycetes, Diaporthales, Diaporthaceae.